Phaeodactylum tricornutum CCAP 1055/1 is the source of this 1935-nucleotide messenger RNA. RefSeq lists its product with no specific name. The transcript has a single exon. The record is from RefSeq and is a predicted model, not a curated record. The coding region runs from base 1 to 1935 and encodes 644 amino acids. Lineage: Eukaryota; Bacillariophyta; Bacillariophyceae; Surirellales; Neidiaceae.
AUGGGUUCCCCCCAUUGGCACGAGAUGCAUGACCAAAAUCAUAGCAACAACAGUGCCAAAAGCAUGCAAACCAACAACAAUCCAAACACCAACAAUCCGUGGUUCACUCCGCAUCAGAAUCGGUACCGAGGUGAGAGACACCGGGCGGAAGCUCCGACUGCACCGAACGAACUCGGUUCGUACCCUCCGCUGCACGGAUCGGGCUCGAGUGCGCCGUCGUACGAACAUCGGUCUCACGACAUACCCAUGAGUGACAGUCGUUCGCCCAGUGACGCUUCUCCGGCGGACCUUUCCCCCUAUGCCGCCAAUCAGUCGCCGCCUAGUAACGAGCAUCACUCGAUGGGAGGGCAAAUGCAUCCGCACUACAAUCCUUACCAGGCACCUUCGAACGGAUACCCGACAGAAUCCUAUCCUCCCCGCGAUACGCAACAGACCCAAUAUCCUUCCCACCAAGCCUAUCCCGGCGUCCACUCAAACCACUACAAUCCGAAUCGCCCACCACUGGAAUUCGCUUACCCCUAUCAUCAGGAAGAUGAAGCCGCCCCCAAUCGACACCACCGAUCGGUCCACGGACCUAAUGUCCCGUCACAGCAUCAUCCCUACUAUCCACCUGGUCAAACGCAACCACCUCCACAGCACAACUACCAGGUUCAUGCGCGUGAACAGCCGCAUAGACCUCCGACGGGCCCUGGCAACCCUUACGAUCCGUACGCAACCUAUCGCCACCACUAUCACGCAGGGACACACCCCAUCGAACCCUCUCGUUUGCAGGCACACUCCGUAGGACCGCGCCACUUUCACCAGGAAAGAAGGGAUCUAUACGGAUAUUACUAUGGAGGCGUUCCUCCGUACGCACCCCAAGCUCGAGGACUGCAUACUUUUCCUCCCCGCUCGACCUUUCACUUUAGCGACCAGCAUCUUGUCCAGACGCACGGUGACGUGCGAAGCUCUAUGGGAUCUGCCGAGCCAGAAAGUGCGUAUACCGACAGCCAACGCUUUUCCUUUUCGAAUUCACUCAAUCGGGCUUCCACUCAUCAUGUGGAGGGUGGCCUCACACCGUCACCCCCGACGAUCCCUCCGCCGCCCCGUACACAAGGAAAAGAGACCACAGCCGAACGUAGCAAUCCUGAUUCCAAGCCAAGCUCAGGCGAAGGUCCACUACGUGACCGCCAGAAUACUCACGACAGUACUUCUCUCAACGGCAGUAGCAAGGACAAAUCGCUGUUGGCCGUCCCACAAAAGCAAGACAACGCCGCAAAAAUUCUCAUGCAAUUCCAAACCAAGCCGCCGUACUCGGGUGGUCCUACCACUAUUCCGAAUCAGCCCUCCAUGUCGGAAUCGGAGCGCACCACUUCUUCGGCUGCGGAACCGAUAGCGGUUCCACCACACCACCCACGACGACUAAUACUUCCGUGCGACAGGUCCAUUCUCAACGCCCUUCACUGCUUUGUUCGUGAAGAACUGCUGGAAGUGUUUGUGGUCGAAGACACGGCCAAGAAUGGGUCGAUGGUGGGUCACGUUGGAAUGCGUUGCGUCUACUGCGCACAAGUUCGCGAGCGUACCGGUCAAAUUGAUCCCAAGGAAGCGCCCAUGGCCAUUUUUUAUCCCAAAGCGGUUAGCGAAAUCUACCGGCUCGUAACUUCCUGGCAACGUUGCCACGUACGAAGGUGUCACAACAUACCACCCGCCCUUCGCAAAAAAUGGGAAAAGCUGCGCACAACCGAAAAAUCCCGUGGCAAGACGGCCCACUGGACCGACAGUGCCCAUGACAUUGGCCUCACCAAUAUAUCCUCCCGUGCCGGUGGUAUUCGGUUUCUCCCGCCGGAUACCGUCGAUGACCAGGAAAAAUCAGUGGGUAUGACCGUGGAAACAGCAGCAGUCACACCGGCUCCGUCGAGCGAGGAGCCCACGGAUAGAACCGUAGCCACCCUUUAG